Molecule: messenger RNA, 29716 nt
Organism: Pelobates cultripes (western spadefoot toad)
Lineage: Eukaryota; Metazoa; Chordata; Amphibia; Anura; Pelobatidae
Source: the annotation of a GenBank genome assembly
CAUCAUCCUGCGCCGGUAGCUGUGCGUUCCACACGUGGGGAGCAUGCAGUGAGGUAAUCAGUGAUACAAUGUGCAUUAUAUAAUGGGCUACAAUGAACCCUGCUUCAUAUAACAGCUGGUACACACUGAGUGAGGGGGAGAUGGGGGUACAAUGAACCCUGCUUCAUAUAACAGCUGGUACACACCGAGUGAGGGGGAGAUGGGGUACACUGAUCCCUGCCAUAUAACAGCUGGUACACACUGAGUGAGGGGGAGAUACACAAUGAAGUUUCAUGUAACAGCUGGUACACACCGAGUGAGAGGGAGAUGGGGCACAACGAACCCUGCUUCAUAUAACAGCCGGCACACACUGAGUGAGGGGGAGAUGGGGUACACUGAACCCUGCUUCAUAUAACAGCUGGUACACACUGAGUGAGGGGGAGAUGGGGUACAAUGAUCCCUGCUUCAUAUAACAGCUGGUACACACUGAGUGAGAGGGAGAUGGGGUACAAUGAACCCUGCUUCAUAUAACAGCUGGUACACACUGAGUGAGAGGGAGAUGGGGUACACUGAACCCUGCUUCAUAUAACAGCUGGUACACACUGAGUGAGAGGGAGAUGGGGUACACUGAACCCUGCUUCAUAUAACAGCUGGUACACACUGAGUGAGGGGGAGAUGGGGUACAAUGAUCCCUGCUUCAUAUAACAGCUGGUACACACUGAGUGAGGGAGAGAUGGGGUACAAUGAACCCUGCUUCAUAUAACAGCUGGUACACACUGAGUGAGGGGAGAUGGGGUACAAUGAACCCUGCUUCAUAUAACAGCUGGUACACACUGAGUGAGGGGGAGAUGGGGUACAAUGAACCCUGCUUCAUAUAACAGCUGGUACACACUGAGUGAGGGGGGAGAUGGGGUACAAUGAACACUGCUUCAUAUAACAGCUGGUACACACUGAGUGAGGGAGAGAUGGGGUACAAUGAACCCUGCUUCAUAUAACAGCUGGUACACACUGAGUGAGGGGGAGAUGGGGUACAAUGAACCCUGCUUCAUAUAACAGCUGGUACACACUGAGUGAGGGAGAGAUGGGGUACAAUGAACCCUGCUUCAUAUAACAGCUGGUACACACUGAGUGAGGGAGAGAUGGGGUACACUGAACCUGCUUCAUAUAACAGCUGGUACACACUGAGUGAGGGGAGAUGGGGUACACUGAACCCUGCUUCAUAUAACAGCUGGUACACACUGAGUGAGGGGGAGAUGGGGUACAAUGAACCCUGCUUCAUAUAACAGCUGGUACACACUGAGUGAGGGGGAGAUGGGGUACAAUGAACCCUGCUUCAUAUAACAGCUGGUACACACUGAGUGAGGGGGAGAUGGGGUACACUGAACCCUGCUUCAUAUAACAGCUGGUACACACUGAGUGAGGGGGGAGAUGGGGUACAAUGAACACUGCUUCAUAUAACAGCUGGUACACACUGAGUGAGGGGGAGAUGGGGUACAAUGAACACUGCUUCAUAUAACAGCUGGUACACACUGAGUGAGGGGGAGAUGGGGGUAAAAUGAACACAGAUUUUUUUAUUUUAUUUUUUUAAUAGGCACUGGGUACACACUUUUUAACAUGGCUGCAGGCUGGUCAGAAAGGGCUGGGUAUAACUAAGAAUUAUAUGACUAUCAAGGCACAGUCCUCUUCAUAAAACAGUAAAACACUAUUAGAUAAACAUGUAGUUCUGGCACACUGCCUCAUCUGCCUAUCUGUUCAGCACUGCCAGAGGGUGGACAUGACACAUUGUUCUCUGGAUUUUGAUAUUUUGAAUGUUAUACAUUCGAGAUAUUUUCUCAGACAGAGCUCUCCUCGUAUUCGGAGUACUGGUAUUGUUUUCCAAGUGCUCAGUAUGUUUAUAGCCGAAAAAUACAUUACAAGAUCCAUAGACAUAUACAAUGCCAGGUAGUCUUUAUAAUUAAAUAAUGUUAUUUUUAGUGGAAAUAACCAAUCCCCACAUAUAAUGCUUCAUAGGUGAUACUAUUCCUAAAAGGGACUUGCUUUUCCUUCAGACAAUUGUCUCAUUCAAAUGUUAUCUUUGAAUAAGAGUGUAGCGGAGGCCUGGUAUUCCACAGGUUAACUCCACUAAAGAUCCCAGUGAGGCUCAGGAACAAAUAGUAAAAAUACCAUAAAGUAAUAAUUCCAGCAAACAAGGUAAUCCACGAAUAUUCCCAUACAGAUCCCAAUGACUGGACGACACACAGCAUCAGGAGCAGAACUGACUUUUAAUCUACACAACCACCUUAUUAAGCAUUCUCCCAUGCAAGGGAGGGAUUCAUCAUAAUUAGGACAGUAACCAAUAAUGUCACAGUUACCUCCCACACAUCUCCUCCCCUUAGUGUGACACAUAAUCCCAUUAUAUCUGCUGCAAUUUUCCCCAAGUUCUGGAUGUACCCCAAAACAGUUAGGUACAAGGGGCUAAGUGGCACCCCCUGGUAGCCCUGAUCUUGGUGACCAACAUAUCCAAAAUUCACCCAGAUCAGACCAGGGGUUUGGGAGUUAUGUGGAAGGGACAAUUUGACCGACCGCACACAAGGUGGUAGCCGAAAAGGGUUCCAUGUGUUCGGGAGGUAAAACACACAUAAAAACCUGACAUCCACGAUUAACAUUGCAUUCGCAUGAAUCCCCUUGUUCUUUUAACUUACCGAACAGGGGGGCUGAUUAGCCUUCCCGUUCGGGAGUUACAGAGCCCUGGAGGUUUCAGCGGUGUUCGGGUAAUUGAGUGUCCGAUUUGAGUUCCAGACACUCGACGACCAAACACCGCUGAGGUUUUCGUGCGUAAGAUGGCCACCAAGAUACAUGCACAAAGUACCAAUUAACCUGCAGUUAGAGAAGUGUGAAGCUUAAUGAGGUGCACACUUCUCUCUGGGGUGGUCUAUUGGUUCGGUAGUUUUCAUUCGUAUGGAAACUACCGAACAAUCAUACGAAUACUACAUACAGUUUUAACUAUACAGAAGAAUAAACACACGAAUUGCAGUUUUAACACAGUCUUUUAGGACAGCCUUAAUAUCAGCUGCUACAAAGAGAGUUGCCUCACUGUGCAGACUGAAACGAACAGAUACAUAUGAUUUUUUUCCCCCCGUAUUUACUUGCUUCUUCUUUCUUAUGCUUUCCACACCCACCCAAUCAGUGUCCUAUCCCUAGGAAUGCUGGAAAAGUACAUUGGGAAUGUCUGACAGAUUUACUGACAUGAGAACAGAGGGAGUUUGAUCAGUGUGAUUCAUGCAGAGCAGGCUCUGGUGUCUGGUUUCUCUCUUCUGCCAAAAUUCCCCAUCUUGACUUAACAGUAAGUUCAUAAACUUUCAUUGCAUACCUUUGGAAGUUUUUCUUCUUUAUUUUGGUUUGUACGUUUGUUUAAAAGUGUUUGCUUGCUGGUUUAAAAAAAUAAUUGUUCCACAUUUACUAUGCAAAAACGUCUAAAACAAUGUUCCAUACUCAUCAGAAUUUAGGAUUUCAACCAAUCAAAUGCUUUUCCAUAAGGAAAGCAUUGGAUUGGCUGAAAUCGGCAAGGAGAUGGGAUGGGGGCUGGGCUACACGCCGGCUUGGCAAAUCAGCACCUCCUCAUAGAUAUGGAUUGAAUCAGUGAAUCUCUAUAAAUAAAGUUCAGCGUCUCCAUGAUGAGCGCUGCCCCAGGAAGCACCUCCUAACUCCCAUCAACUAAGAAGAAAUCUAAAUUAUAUUGACCUCAAGCAGCCAUCAGCUAAUAUUGAUUCCCAACUUCUAUCCAUCCCUUCUUACUCCUGUACCUCACUGGCUAUCUCCUCAUAUAACACUACCUCUGCCCUAGACGCUGCAGCCCUGCUCCAAACAUGCACCUUGAGGAAAACACGCCCCCAACCGCGGCACACUAAAUCAACAUGCUACCUGCAGAGACGCUCUCGUGUGCUGAACGCUGCUGGAGGAAGUCUCGCACCCAGUCGGACUUUCUCCAUUAUAGAUUCAUAUUGUGUUCAUACAGUGAAGCCCUUGCCCUCCCCAGACAGUCCUACUUUUCCUCUCUCAUUAGCUCAUGCUCUCGCAAUCCCAGGCGUCUUUUUAAUACCUUUAACUCCCUUCUUUGCCCUGCUAUUGCCACCCCCCAAAAUAAUCUUACAGUCGAUCGCUUUGCAUGUUACUUUACUGACAAGAUUGAACAGCUAAGGGAAGCAUUCUCACCACCUUGCCGUUCUCUUUCUCAACCACACCUGGAUCAUGCCUUUCCUACCCUUCAGACUUUCUCCCCGGCAACUGAACAAGAGGUGCCUCCUUUCCUCUCGCCCCACUACUUGCCGCUUGAUCCUGUCCACCUCUCUCCUCUUGUCUUGUGCCUUCCUUAACACAUAUCUUCAACUGCUCUCUCUUCUGGUGUUGUCCCUGCUGCCCUAAAACAUGCUACUGUCGUACCCAUCUUAAAAAAAAAAAAACAUCUCUUGACCCGUCCCCCCCCUUUAAGUAUCAUCCUAUAUCCCUGCUCCCUUUUUCCUCAAAGUUUAUGGAAAGACUGGUCUUUACCCGUCUGACUUGUUUCCUCAAUUCCAACUCUCUCCUUGACCCUUCAGUCUGGCUUCCGCCCUCUCCACUCUACUGAGACUGCUCUUAUUAAAGUCACUAACGACCUAAUUGCAGCUAAAUCCAAAGGGCACUAAUCCAUACUAGUUCUUCUUGACCUCUCUGCUGCCUUUGACACUGUUGACCAUGUUCUCCAAACUCUUCAAUCACUUGGUCUCUGUGACACUGUCCUCUCUUGAUUUUCCUCCUAUCUAUCCAAACGCUCAUUCAGUGUCUCUUUUUCUAAUGAUACUUCCUCCCUUUGUCCUGUCUCUGUUGGAGUCCCCCAAGACUCUGUACUUGGUCCCCUUCUAUUUUCUCUUUAUACUGCCUCUAUUGGCAAACUUAUUACCUAAUUUGGAGUCCACUACCACCUGUAUGCAGAUGACACUCAAAUAUACCUCCCCUGCCGUCCUGCAAUGUGUCACUGCUUGCCUUUCUUCCAUCUCUGACUGGAUGUCCUCCUGCUUUUUUAAACUCAGUCUCUCUAAAACUGAGCUCCUUGUCUUUCCUCCUCCUAAUACUGAUUUUUCUCUUUCACUCUCCCUUCAAGUUAGUGGUACCCACAUCAGUCCAUCCUUGCAAGCGUGCUGUCUUGACAUUCUAUUUGAUUCUGGACUCACAUUUGAGCCUCACAUUCAGUCUGAUACCAAAUCCUGUAGAUUCCAUCUUAAAAACAUAGCCCGCAUCCACCCCUUUCUAACGCAAGAUGCUACUAAGGAGCUUGUCCAUGCUCUAGUAAUUUCCCGCAUGGAUUAUUGUAACUCUCUCCUAAUAGGUCUUCCCACAAGUCGUAUUGCCCCGCUACAGUCUGUAAUGAAUGCUGAUUUUCCUCUCCUAUCAUUCCUCUCACACCUCUCCCCUCUGUCAGUCUUUACAUUGGCUUCCUGUAUCCUAUAGGAGUCAAUUCAAAGUGCUAACACAUACCUAUGAAGCACUGACCAAUUCUAGCCCCUCUUAUAUCUCUCCACAGAUCAAUAUGUAUGUCCCUUCUCGGUCUCUCUGCUCUGCCUGUGACCUUCUCCUGUCCGCUGCUCGCACCCGUACGGCCAGCUCACGCUUGCAGCACUUCUCACGGGUGGCUCCUUUCGUUUGGAAUAUAUUCAAUAAUUUAUUUCAUUUUUUAUUAUAUUUAUCAUAUUUUAUAUUUAUUUGUAUUUUAGGUCUCUUAUUCUAUCCCAUUUUUAAGUGUAUCUAUCUAUUGUAGACCUAUUUAAGUCAUCUAAUGUUGGUUAUAAUAUUCUCACCAGUGUCUUUUUAGAGUAGCGCUAAUCCGCUACACUUUUUAUAUUUUGUACUUGCAUCACUACUAUAGGGAUAGAGGGAUCCCCUUCCUUUUGGAGGACAGCUGCCUUAAUUUCACUUUUCCCAGUUUGUUCUAUCAGCACUGACCCUUUACUACUGUUUCCUUUGGAAUAGCCUGCCCACCGCCAUCAGACUCUCCCCUAGUCUUGAAUCGUUUAAGAAGUGCCUCAAAACCCAUCUCUUUAGGAAAGCUUAUGGCCUCCCAGAGUAAACUCUAUCUCAUAUACCUGUCCAUUGCCCUCUAUUCUCUCCUCCAGCUCUGCUUCAUGCCCACCUUAUCUGAUUGCUAUUUCCUGUACUGUUGUGUUUUACACCCCACCUCCUAUAGACUGUAAGCUUGUUUAAGCAGGGUCAUCUUCAACCUAUUGUUCCUGUAAGUUUUUGUAAUUGCCUCAUUUAUUGUUAAAUCUCCCCUUUGAUAAUAUUGUAAAGCGCUACGGAAUAUGCUGGCGCUAUAUAAAUACCAGUAAUAAUAAUAAUAAUAAUAAUGGUUGUUCUGGUGGCUAUAGUGUCCCUUUAAAUAUGGAUUACCCAUAUCAGAAUUUUAUUAGACUUGGACACAUAUCUGUUGCAUAGCAUUGCAGAAUAUUUUGGCACUACAUAAAGUAAAAUGAUAUAUUUGUGUAAUAAAGGUAUGUUCAUAUAAGUUUUGGAAACAUAAAAUGACGUUUACAGUAAUACAAGUCUCGCUGUCCCUUUUCAAUAUGCUAGACUGUUUUUAUUGGCUUCGAAAUAAUUACUAUCCAUUUGGGCAAUCAAUAUUAUCUGUAUUGGUAAUCUCAGGUAUAGAGUAAAUAGAAUGCCCAGUUAUAUUAUCCGUAUUGGUAAUCUCAGGUAUAGAGUAAAUAGAAUGUCCAGUUAUAUUAUCCGUAUUGGUAAUCUCAGGUAUAGAGUAAAUAGAAUGCCCAGUUAUAUUAUCCGUAUUGGUAAUCUCGGGUAUAGAGUAAAUAGAAUGCCCAGUUAUAUUAUCCGUAUUGGUAAUCUCAGGUAUAGAGUAAAUAGAAUGUCCAGUUAUAUUAUCCGUAUUGGUAAUCUCAGGUAUAGAGUAAAUAGAAUGCCCAGUUAUAUUAUCCGUAUUGGUAAUCUCGGGUAUAGAGUAAAUAGAAUGCCCAGUUAUAUUAUCCGUAUUGGUAAUCUCAGGUAUAGAGUAAAUAGAAUGCCCAGUUAUAUUAUCCGUAUUGGUAAUCUCAGGUAUAGAGUAAAUAGAAUGUCCAGUUAUAUUAUCCGUAUUGGUAAUCUCAGGUAUAGAGUAAAUAGAAUGCCCAGUUAUAUUAUCCGUAUUGGUAAUCUCAGGUAUAGAGUAAAUAGAAUGUCCAGUUGGUAGGUAACUGAGAGCUGGUUAUACUAUUUAUAGACCUCUUUGCCUGUGUUGGUUCUGAAUUGAUAAUUCUCUAACUUUCUUUCUUUUUAUUCCUCUAGGGAGUAGGUUUUGUGCGGUGUCCCAGAACCUCUAAAAAUGUCUGGAAGGGGUAGAGGUGGAGGUCGGGGCCAGAUGACAUUUAAUGUGGAGGCCAUAGGGAUCACCCGAGGGGAGUCCUUGCCUCCACCAACCCUGCAGCCUCCUCUUUUAUUCCCAGUAAGUAGACACUUUGUUUCUCGUUUCAUGUUUUUAGGAAGCGUUAAGCACCAUAACCAGUCAGGUCCAUUGUAGUCGCUAUGGUGUGAGCGUGCUCACUCUCCGACCUCUGCAUUCGCUGUAACAGUUGUGUCCAAAUAUAGAUGGUUAUGAUACAUUUAACGCAGUAAUGUCACAUCCACAUGGAAACCAGGGGGACCUUCAGUUUGUGUCAAACCACUCAAACAGUUUGGCACAGACCAAGGGAUGGCACCAGAGGCAUGCCACACCAUAACCACAACAGUGGGCACUAGUGUUUAUUGUGCUUUAAGUGCUAUUUUAAUGCCAAAAAUAUGGUCCAUAUGAUGGCAAGUACUAUUUACUCUAAGUAAAAGAAGCCAAAGAAAACAGCCAUGAGUAUUGUGCAUUGUGGCGAAACCGACCUCGCCACUGGCCAUUGGAGAAGACUGAUUGCCAGCCUCCUGCCAUGUGACUAUGGCCCCUGGGAUGUAUUGCCCUUUAAAGACAUUAUUGGGGCUUAUGGACUUUCAUUGGACUGGUGCUGGCCCUUUAAGCACAUUUUUGGGACAUGGGAAAAAUUGGGGCAAUGCCCCUUUAAGUUUGUGUCUCCAGACUUGUUUGGGACACUGCCCCUUUAAGCCUGUGUCCCCAGACUUGGCUAAAGCACUUUAUUCAUGGCUUCUUUACACUUGGUUCAAUGGGGCUUACUGAACCAAGUACCACACAGGCGGACCACCCAGAAGUGGAAGUGUUCAGGCAAUUUACCUCCCAGGCUGGGAGCCUGCUGUAGGUAAAUUGCCGACCGCUGGGUGGCCGCAGUUAGUGCAAACCAACAAGUGGCAGUGGCCAUCUUUGUUCAUUUGAACGAGAUCAGCGGUGUGUGUAGCCAAAUCCAUGGAUCUGAAAUCGGCUACACAGUUCCACUGACCCUUACCUUCUCCUACACUCCGUUUUCAGCUACAGAGACUAGGCCCCGUUCGGCAGUUUGAACUUACUGUUAUACUGAGCCAAAUGCACGAACGGCCUCGUUCGUGCAUUCGAAUGGGACUAAGUCAUUUUUCAGUGUGAAAUUGACCGACCGCACAGCCCAAAUCUAUGGAACUAUUUGGGCAGGAAAAUGUGCUUGCAGUCGGUCAUAAAGGACUUCCACCUAACUUUUUAGGUACUCUACGGAUUUGGCUGAAUUUUGGUUAUUUUUAUAGUUAACGUAUGCUGGUUCUGAAAAUGUGAAGAUUGGAUGUAUAUUUUUUAAGUUACAGUGUAUGUAUAAAAAGUAUAUUUUUCCUGCCUGUGAUAAUUACAUUAACCCAUUGUGUUCAGUAAUUAUAUCACAGGCAGAGGGGAGGAUUUUGUGGGAGUGAAUGGGUGUGGGUUUACUGUAUGUUACGUGCUUUAUUGGUUAUUUUACAAAACCCUGUGGGCAGUACUGUAAAACUUGCAUAAAAGAAGGCCCUUUGGUGCCAAGUAAAUCAGUUCUACUUCACCCUCAAUUUGGAGUGCCGUCUCUUAUUGGGGGAAUCUGCUACAAGGGGUUGCUAUGCUCUGCAUACUCCCUUGCCAUAUCACUGCUAAGCUCUUUUAAGAGCUUGUUCCUGCCUUGUUCUCUGAAGGAGUCUACGGUGUUUAUGGUGUCGGCUGGAGUGCUUGGAGCCCUCAGGAAGCGCUAGGAGCAUCCUUCAACGGAGGUACCCAGUCGGGGUGCCAGGUGAUCCGUUACAUGCAUAAACCUUACAAUUGCUUUGAGGCAGGUAUUCUGAAAGUAUACAGUCAUUUUUCUGCCUGAAAUAUUCCCUUCUGGGUCUGUACUGUCAUUUUGGCAGGCUUUAGUGUAUAAGUGGAGAGAAUUCUAAGAAAGAAAUUCAAACUUUUCUACAAAACUCCCAAUGAUUAAGAGGGCAAUACCAUUGCUGUUCCAUAUGUGUUAAAAUCAGUGUAAGGAUUGGUGCCUGCCUGUUCUAUUCUACCACAAUAACAGUAACCUGUUUACAUCCUUGUUCACCUAAUAUAUGAUCAUCUUAACUUCUGCCCUUUUUCACUCGCAACAGCGUCUCAAGGUCACUCCAUGACAACUGUUUUUAGUAAAUAAUUUGCACUAGGAACUCCCCAAACACCAUAACUACUUCAGAUUGCUUUGUGGUGCCAGGAGUGCCCCCUAUUGUAAGUAGUCAAACCGUUUUAGAACAAUUUCAUCUAAUUACCUGGUGUCUACCGGACACUGCUCUCUAGUUCCAUCACUAACAACAGAGAAGAGUCGGAAGCUCUCAUCUGAGCUAACGGAAGCUGCUGCUUAGGAGCUUCUGGCACUUCAUCGUUAGUGGAGGUGGGAGUGGCGUCCCGCAGAUGCCAGGUAAGAUGACAAAGUGUUCUAUAGCUAUUUGACUAUGUACUAAUAGGAGGAUGUCAGGGCACUCCUGGUACUAUAACAACCACAGAGAGAUGUGUUGCUCUAAAAAGCUUGACCAUAGCUGAAAUCAGGUGUAUAUUAAUGCCAUUAGCCUUUAAGGGUCAGCCUCAGCAUUGUAUUAUAACUGCAGCUAUAAGGUUAUGGUGUAAGGAGCUCCCCUGCACCUGUCUCCCCGCACACAGUGUAUUAUAACUGCAGCUAUAAGGUUAUGGUGUAAGGAGGUCACCUGUCUCCCUGCACACAGUGUAUUAUAACUGCAGCUAUAAGGUUAUGGAGUAAGGAGGUCACCUGUCUCCCUGCACACAGUGUAUUAUAACUGCAGCUAUAAGGUUAUGGAGUAAGGAGGCCCCCUGUCUCCCUGCACACAGUGUAUUAUAACUGCAGCUAUAAGGUUAUGGAGUAAGGAGCUCCCCUGUCUCCCCACACACAGUGUAUUAUAACUGCAGCUAUAAGGUUAUGGUGUAAGGAGGUCACCUGUCUCCCUGCACACAGUGUAUUAUAACUGCAGCUAUAAGGUUAUGGAGUAAGGAGGUCACCUGUCUCCCUGCACACAGUGUAUUAUAACUGCAGCUAUAAGGUUAUGGUGUAAGGAGGUCCUCUGUCUCCCCGCACACAGUGCAUUAUAACUGCAGCUAUAAGGUUAUGGUGUAAGGAGGUCCCCUUUCUCCCCGCACACAGUGUAUUAUAACUGCAGCUAUAAGGUUAUGGAGUAAGGAGGUCCCCUGUCUCCCUGCACACAGUGUAUUAUAACUGCAGCUAUAAGGUUAUGGUGUAAGGAGGUCCCCUGUCUCCCUGCACACAGUGUAUUAUAACUAUAAUGUUAUGGUAUAGAACACAAAAAAGCAAGGGUGGAACAGCGCUACAAUAACUGAUCACAAGGGGACUGCACACCUGAAUAGGAAGGUAACCCUCAAAACCUUCAAGGAUAAAUCGAACAAACAGAAUUAAGGAUACAGGUAGCGCCAAAAUAAAUGCAAUAUUGUGGUAAGUAAUCAAAAAAAGGUACUAAGUAAAAGAUAAAAAUGUCCUUGUGAGGUUUUAAAAGUCUUCAAAUGUUGACUAAGAUGUCUCCGGAGUGGUAUCACACCUCAAUGGCAUAUGCAAAAGAGAAAAUAGGAGACCAAUAGUGCAGUAUUGUAAGUCUACGGACUAUAGACAACAUAGAACUAAAAAUUGCCACUCAUGUUUUUCAGAGCUAUAACCAGCUCUCGGUAAAACAGCUUACAGUGGUAUUUCAACUCCCCACUUGUAGGGCCAUAAGGAUAACUUAGGGGUGGUAUCCACCUGUGCAAAACGUCUCGUCCAAUGACAAAGUCAGCAGGAGUGGAAGUCUGUGCCAGAUGAGGAGCACGCAAUGUAGUAUGUUUUUCAGGAGAGUUGCAGAUAAUUUUGUGUAGGUGUAAUGAGUCACACCUACGUGAUCAAAUUAUUCCACGCCAUGUUUAAUGGUAUUAAAAUGAUUACAUUCGCUCAAGUUUCCAGUUUGAAACCUCAGAUGUAAAUACCCGUCCAUCAGGAAUCUCUCUGUGUCUGUUCUCUUGCCCAGUCCUUAGAUUACAAGCCCAUUCCACUACAGACAGGAGAAGAAGUAGAGUAUAUGCUGGCGCUGAAACAAGAGCUACGGGGUGCAAUGAAAAAUCUCCCUUAUUUCAUCAAACCGGCUGCGCCAAAGAAAGGUAUGUAUUUCAUAUUUACACACCUUCAAUUGUAAUUCAAUCAUUGAAAUGAUGUGCUAACAAACUACACUGAAAUAAAAGGAGUGCAGGUAGGAGAACAUUCUACUCAGUGUAUUUUGCUUUACUCAUUUAUACAAACAACUACUCUCAAUAUUACUCAAUAACCCCUUUAGGACCAAGCAUCAUUUGUUGGUUUUUCACUUAGAAAUACACUAUAGUAUUAGGAACACAAACAUGUAUUUCUAACAUUAUUGUGUUAAAAUAACUGUUUAGGCCCCGUUGCCUCCCUUUGAGAAGGUGUCUUGCUUAACUUUUUCCCCACGCAGCACCGCUCUUGUCGUGGCUGGCCCCGCUUCACCUCCGUUGCUGAGAUCAUCAAAUUAAAUGAUCUCAGCCAAUCCAAUGUUUUCCCAUACGAAAGCAUUGUGGGGCUAUUGCGCGUACAAUACAAGGCAGUGUUUACAUUAAAAGGCCUGCAGGGACAGGUUAUAGACACGACACCAGAACUACUACAUUACGUUUUAGCUGUUCUGGUGACUAUAGUCACAACCAAUGUUUGAUCUGUUUGUGUUCAACUGCAAUUUAAAUUUUUCUCAUUUAUUGUACCAAUUUCAUAGGACAUAUAAAUUCUUAUUUAUUAUAAAUAAAUACACAGAAAUACAACAAAUAAGUCCCAGAAAUGUUUUCACUGCUUCGGCAAUAAGAAUGUUCUCAUAAUUAGUGCAACUUAAGAAAAGUAAUUGAAAAUAAAUGAAUUAAUUAGCCCUGAUUUACAGAGGGCAUCAUAUGUAUUGGAUUUCAGUUUAUUUUUGGUAGCCAAAGGUCACUAAAUGCAAACAGUAAAAUAAACUUUAAUGUGAAGCGAAUUUGGGAUUUGUCUUGUAAGCUUACUAGCCGUCACAGAAAACAAAAUUGCUACGCAAAAGUAUAUUUUUAUAUAAAGCAGACAUUGCAGGCUAUUUACCUACAUUUUUUUUUCACAUUUAUUAUGUAGCCAUUUAACUGCUAAUCUCUGCUAAAUAUUGUAGUAAAAUUGUGUAAUGUUGUGAGUUUUACCAUACUUGGCAGCAAGUUGUUAAACGCUGGUAUUGGAGGUGUCUAACCCGAUUAUUCACUGAUUAAAGUUUAACCGGCCUGCAACCAUCCUCCAAAUCGACACAGAGUUCCAGACUGUUUGUUACUAAGUCCCAGUCUACAUUAAUGGCUUCUCAGAGCCCCACUCCUUCAAGUCCCUGGUGUCACUGGUCGCCUCAUAACCUCUUUGACCUACCCUCCAAAUAGGACCGUUUAGGUUCUGGAGUCCGUGGGUGCAGUGAAAGGUAGAAUUACCAACUGGGCGCCAGUACAACAUUAAUGCAUUUGAUUUUGGUCUCAUUAACAUGGUGUCAUUGUUGCAUGCUUAAAUCUUUAUAGUUUUAGCACAAAAUAUUUGUAGAAUGCAGCACCAUGAGUCUGUCUCCUUAGCCAUGCCCCAUCACUCUUGAAAGUCUUCCUUAUCAAAUGUAAAUAUUCACAGCACAUUAAUCAAGACUUUCAAAUGCAUUAAAGUUUUACCGGUGGCCAUAGUGUCCCUUUAUUUAUUUAUAAAAUAUUCUACUAGGAUGGAUACAUUUGAGAUUUCUCUCGUUUUCAAGUAUGUCCAGGGUCCACAUAACAUUGCAUUGAUACAUUAGGGUACAAUAAAAUACAAAAACAACAUUAAUGCACAAUAUAUACAAAAUGUAACAUAGAACAGGUAGGAAAUACAUAAUAAACUAUGACAGGUGCAUUCUGUUUUGAGGUAUGUAGAGAGGGAUCUCGGAAAGUAUUUUAGGCCUGGGGAAGAUUUGAAAGUGUGCGGGAGGUCGUUCCACAAUUGCGGCGCUCUGUAGGAAAAGGAGGAUCAGGCUGCUCUCUUUUUGUAUUGAGGUAGACUAAAUAAAGUGUUGGUACUGGAUCGGAGGUUAUAGGAAGUGGGAACAGCCAAGGAGAGCAUUGUGCUCAGGUAGGGUGGGAGCUUCCCAGAAAAGCUCUUAAACACAAGGUUGGAAAGAUGAAGGGUGCGUCUGGAUUCCAGCGACAGCCAGUUCAGUUAUUUUAGCAUGUCACAAUGGUGGGUCCUGUAAUUACAUUGUAGCACAAAGUGGCAGAACGAGUUAUACAAUGUGUUGAGUUUAUUAAUGUGGGAUUGCGGUGCAGAUGCAUAUGCUACAUCCCCAUAAUCAAUGAUUGGCAUCAGCAUUUGCUGUACAAUCUUUUCCUUUACUGUAGGGCUUAGGCGGGAUUUGUUUCUAUACAGGGCACCUAGUUUUGGAUAAAGUUUAGAUGCAAGUUUUUCUAUGUGGAUGCUAAAAGAUAGAUUGUGGUCUAACAACAUACCCAAGUAUUUGAAAGAGUGGACUGUGGUGAGUGUGCGAUUUGAUUUUGUUUUGAUGCAUAGAUGGGAAUUGUGUAAUUUGUGUAAUUUAGGUACUGCUCCAAAGAUCAUUGUGACAGUUUUGUCAGUGUUUAGGAAGAGUUUGUUUUUUGCGACCCACUUUUCUACUUCUGUGAACUGGUCUUGUGUACAUUUUAGGAUUUGCAGAUAAUAUAUAAAUAAUGUAAAUAGUAGGGGGCCGAGAAUGGGGAACACAUAUCACUGGAAGAGGGAGGGAGUCGCUGUCAGAAAUGGACACGUAUUGCGAUCGAUCCGAUACAUACGAUCGAAACCAGGUUAGCGAACAAUCACCAAUACCUGAGUUUUUGAGUUUGAGUUUAUUGGGCAGACUAGAUGGGCCGAAUGGUUCUUAUCUGCCGUCACAUUCUAUGUUUCUAUGUUUCUAUGUUUGUGCAGUAGAAUGUCGUGGUCUACCGUUUCAAAGGCCUUUGCAAAAUCAAGGAAAAUAGCUCCAAGGAAAAUAGCUCCUUGUUCCAUGCCAGUUUGGAUGUCAUUGCAAACUUUUAAGAGGGCAGUUGUAGUGGAGUGAUUCUGGCGAAAACCCGAUUAAUCAGGGGUCAGAUAGUUUGAUUGUUGUUAGUAAUCACAUAGUUGCGUAUGGACACAUUUUUCUAAGAUUUUUGACAAUACCGGGAGCAAUGAUAUUGAGCGUUAGAUAGAAACCAAAGUAGUGUCACCACUUUUAUGGAUAGGCACUAUUCUCGCAGUCUUCCAAAGUUUGGGUAUGUAUGCAGACACCAAGGAUUCGUUAAUUAGGGUUCUGACGGGUUUAGCAAUUGCCGGCGUACUGAGCUUCAACAGCAUUGCUGGGAUUUGAUCAGGCCCAGACUGGAUUUUCAUUUUUAGAUUAUUUAUGUGUUUCUUAAUGACACUAAUAGGUACAGGUCUAAAAAUGAACUUCUCUAAAUUGGGUCUUUGCAAAUUUAGUGGUGCCUGAUCCACAUUUGUAGUUUCAGGAUGCAUGUCAUUUACUAGCUUGGCAAUCAGGGUAGUGGAGCAUCUGACAAAAUAAUUGUUAAAGGCAUUUGCUACAUUUAAGGGGAGUUGCAGGGUUUGACAGUGGAGGGUUGGGGGUAGAUUGGGGGAGUUUGUAAGCUAUUUAUGACUUUCCAAAAGUUUCAAGGGUUGGAUAUGUUCAGAUUUUCACAGAAAUAUUGGGCCUUGGCCAAUUAAUAUUUUGCCAUUGUGUAUAUGCAUAGUGAUCGUUCAUAGAGCCAGUACGCUUGAACUUUGACCACAAUGAAUCCCAAAACUGGUACAUUUGGAUGAGGUCAGCUGUAAUCCAGUUCAUAUGUGCCCCUUUACUCUCCUCUUACACAGCGGGGCAUGCAAAUUCCAAAACAGCACAGUGUAGAUCUGGGAUAAUGUUUAAUCUGUGCCAUGGGGGGUUCUUGAUGUCAUUUAGAAAGGAUUCAGGAUUACAUUUUUUGAAGGACCUGGUGAUUUUAACCUUGGGAGAGGAUUUAGUAGCCUUUAUUUUGCGCACGCAGUACACUAAGCAGUGAUCACUGAAACUGUUUGGGAGAACACCUGCCUCCUGGAUACUAUCAGGAGAAGUGGAGAGAAUCCAAUCGAGCCGGGUAUGGUUAAGGCUUUUAAUGUUUAUGCGAGUUGUGGAAGAGAUUAACUGCGUUAGCUGCAAAGUGUUAAACAGCGAGCAAGAACUAUUAUUUUUAGGAUUCAACCAAUCAAUAUUAAAAUCUCCAAUCUCUCUUUAAAGCAUCAUUGUCACCAUAUGGGGUCUUUGCAUAAUUUGCCAAGACCACCGAUGGUGACAUCACCACGGGUGGUCCAGUGGCCGGGGGGAGGAGCAGGCAAAGGUGAGAUUUACUUACCUGAACGUGUUCUUUGCCGAUGCAGCCAUUUUCUUUAAGCCAGUCCUCUUCAGUGUCACAGAUCCCCCUGUUUUUUGUUUAAUCUGUAAUAUAUGUUGUAACAACUUCCUACCAUAACAACCUCCUACCAGGUUGCCUGGGGAUCCUCUACCUUUUGUUUUACUGCCAUCAGCCACAUUGCCCUUCUAGGAACUGAUUUGGGCAUAAUGGAUUUUUAUAUUGCUGUUCCUGGCCCUUUAACAACUUUGGAGCAGUGUUACAACUUUAAAUUGGUACUUCAGAUACAGCCGAAGUAGUCGAAGUGGCCGCCUUUCGACAAACGAACACAUGGCGGCCGCCAUUUUAACUCAUUCGAACGCGGUCAGCGGUGUGUGCAGCCAAAUCUAUGGAACGGUUUUCGGCUACCCAAUUGCACGAUCACCGCUGACCCGUACUUUCUACUCCACUUCGACACUGCGGCUGGAUACUAGUCCCGGUCGAAGAUUCGAACGCUCGUUCGAAUGGGACUUAGACAUUUUCUCAGUGUAAAAUAGACCGACCGCACAGCCCAAAUCCAUGGAACUGUUUUUUGCAGGAAUAUGCUUGCUUGCUGUGCUUGCGGUUGGUCAUAAAGGGACCUCAACGUAACUUUUUAACCCCUGGACGGAUUCAUGUGAUUGUUACAUAUGUUGCUCCCCAAGUUAUGCUGAUCACAGAAAUAUAUAAGUUUUAUUCGUAUGUGAUGUAAAAUCAGGGAGUUAUAAAAAUGUAUAAAAAGUAUGAUUUUUCAGCUCGGAGAUAAUUGAGUAGAUACAGUAAGAAACUCAAUUAUCUCCCAAGCAGAGGGGAGGGAAAAUAUGGGGGUAGUGACCAUUGUUUGAUUGGCUAAUGCAUAAUUGUCUGUGGGUGUCUCCCUUGCAUGGGAGCACUGCAUAAAAGGAGAGUACCUGUCAUUAAAAAUCAGUUCUAUUUCGCCCUCAAUCUAGAGUCCUGUCUCUUAUUGGGGGUAACCGCUAUACAGCUGUUCACACUUGCUCUUGUAAGAGCUUCUUCACUUGGAUUACGACUGGAUGCUGAGAAUCCUCCUCACUGAUCGGGAAAAGGACACCCUCCAGCGGUUGAAACCCCUCUGCUACACGGGGUAACCGCUACAUUUAGCUCCUGGUCCUUCAGCACCAGGAGCCGACGUCACUGCCGUACUCUCUAUAUAGAGCAGGGGUGGGCACUCUGCGGCCCUCCAGAUGUUUUGGACUACAUCUCCCUUGAUGCUUUGCUAGCAUUAUGGCCCUAAGAGCAUUAUGGGAGAUGUAGUCCAAAACAUCUGGAGGGCCGCAGAUUGCCCACCCCUGCUACAGAGGAUCCCUAAAGACCGUGGGAUCAUCCAUAGAUACAGCUAAUAUCUCUGCAGCUGUCACUGGGAGAUUGACACUUCUAGAUGGAUUGCUCCGCCCAGUGUCUGAAAUUGUCAGGCGGAGGAAAAAUACUGCAACAAAAUAGUCCCUGCUUUGUCUCAUAGAAACAUAGAAACAUAGAAUGUGACGGCAGAUAAGAACCAUUCGGCCCAUCUAGUCUGCCCAAUUUUCUAAAUACUUUCAUUAGUCCCUGGCCUUAUCUUAUAGUUAGGAUAGCCUUAUGCCUAUCCCACGCAUGCUUAAACUCCUUUACUGUGUUAACCUCUACCACUUCAGCUGGAAGACUAUUCCAUGCAUCCACUACCCUCUCAGUAAAGUAAUACUUCCUGAUAUUAUUUUUAAACCUUUGUCCCUCUAAUUUAAGACUAUGUCCUCUUGUUGUGGUAGUUUUUCUUCUUUUAAAUAUAGUCUCCUCCUUUACUGUGUUGAUUCCCUUUAUAUAUUUAAAUGUUUCUAUCAUAUCCCCCCUGUCUCGUCUUUCCUCCAAGCUAUACAUGUUAAGAUCCUUUAACCUUUCCUGGUAAGUUUUAUCCCGCAAUCCAUGAACCAGUUUAGUAGCCCCUCUCUGAACCCUCUCUAAGGUAUCAAUAUCCUUCUGAAGAUACGGUCUCCAGUACUGUGUACAAUACUCCAAGUGAGGUCUCACCAGUGUUCUGUACAAUGGCAUGAGCACUUCCCUCUCUCUACUGCUAAUACCUCUCCCUAUACAACCAAGCAUUCUGCUAGCAUUUCCUGCUGCUCUAUUACAUUGUCUGCCUACCUUUAAGUCAUCAGAAAUAAUCACCCCUAAAUCCCUUUCCUCAUAUGUUGAGGUUAGGACUCUAUCAAAUAUUCUGUACUCUGCCCUUGGGUUUUUACGUCCAAGAUGCAUUAUCUUGCACUUAUCCACAUUAAAUGUCAGUUGCCACAAUUCUGACCAUUUUUCUAGUUUACCUAAAUCAUUUGUCAUUUGGCUUAUCCCUCCUGGAACAUCAACCCUGUUACAUAUCUUAGUAUCAUCAGCAAAAAGACAUACCUUACUAUCAAGACCUUCUGCAAUAUCACUAAUAAAAAUAUUAAAGAGAAUGGGUCCAAGUACAGAUCCCUGAGUUACCCCACUGGUGACAAGUCCAAGCUUCGAAUAUAUUCCAUUAACUACAACCCUCUGUUGCCUGUCACUCAGCCACUGCCUUAUCCAUUCAACAAUAUUUGAAUCCAAACUUAAAGAUUGCAGUUUAUUGAUAAGCCUUCUAUGUGCAACAGUGUCAAAAGCCUUACUGAAAUCUAGGUAAGCAAUGUCUACUGCACCACCCUGAUCUAUAAUUUUAGUUACCCAAUCAAAAAAAUCAAUAAGAUUAGUUUGGCAUGAUCUCCCUGAAGUAAACCCAUGUUGUCUCUGAUCUUGAAAUCCAUGUGUUUUUAGAUGUUCAUCAAUCCUAUCCUUUAACAUGGUUUCCAUCACUUUCCCCACUACUGAAGUAAGGCUUACUGGCCUAUAGUUGCCCGACUCCUCCCUAUUACCUUUCUUGUAAAUGGGCACAACAUUCGCUAACUUCCAAUCUUCUGGGACUACUCCUGUUAACAAUGAUUGGUUAAAUAAAUCUGUUAAUGGUUUUGCUAGUACACCACUAAGCUCUUUUAAUAGCUUUGGGUGUAUUCCAUCAGGUCCCAUUGACUUAUUUGUCUUUACUUUUGACAGUUGAAAUAGAACCUCUUCCUCUGUAAACUCACGUGUAAUAAAUGACUCAUUUAUCCUUUUCUCAACUGAGGUCCCUUUCCUUCAUUUUCAUCUGUAAAUACAGAACAAAAAUAUUCAUUGAGGCAGUCAGCUACACCUUUAUCCUCUUCUACAUACCUUCCUUCUUUUGUUUUUAAUCUAACUAAUCCUUGUUUUACUUUUCUUUUCUCAUUUAUGUAUCUAAAAAAUGUUUUAUCCCCCUUUUUUACUGACUGUGCUAUUUUCUCUUCUGUGUGUGAUUUGGAAGCUCUUAUAACUUGCUUAGCCUCUUUCUGCCUAAUCUUAUAGAUCAUUUUGUCUUCCUCGCUCAGGUUUUUUUUAUAAUUCCUAAAUGCUAACUUUUAGUUUUUAACUAUUUUGGCCACAUCUGCGGAGUACCACAGUGGUUUCUUGAAUUUUUUGCUUUUGCUGACAAGCCUAAUGCAAUUUUCUGUUGCCUUCAAUAGUGCAACUUUUAAAUAAUCCCAUUUCUCUUGGACUCCAUUUAAAUUGCUCCAGUCUGAUAAUGACUCCUCUACCCAUAUUCUAAUUUUAGAAAAGUCUGUUUUUCUAAAGUCUAAAACUUUUGUUUUUGUGUGGUGUGCCUCAGUCACUGUUCUUAUAUUAAACCACACUGACUGAUGAUCACUGGAUCCUAAACGUUCACCUACAGUAAUAUCUGAUACCAAAUCUCCAUUUGUUAACACUAAAUCUAGUAUGGCCUCUCGGUAUAUCGUUUGACUGAAAUUCCAACACAAUCAAUGUGAAUUUUUCAUAAAGAUAUUUUCGUUUUGCUGGCGGGGGAGGGGGCUUAUGGGGGGGUAAAGGGGAUAUUGGAUUCUAAACGCUGUGCGUGCACCAUGGGAACUUGGAAAUCAGUCUUCGAUUCUGGGAUCCGGAAGCUUUGAAAAGGGCGGUGUCAUUAGCUAUAAUGUGCUCUUCAACAGAUCAAAAAAGUGCAUCCAAAUUAAAAAUGUUUUGUUUAUUUGUACACUUAAAAAAAAACAACCCAGACUGUUCUUGUCUGUAUCAGAUUACUCUGAAUUCAUGUGAAUAAAUCGUUAUCUUUGCAAAACUGCUUUCCAUCCCUUUAAUCCCUAGAGAUAGUGUUUUAUUUUAUGAUGAAAUCAGCCGGAGGUAUGAAGGUGUGCGUGUGUUUUUGCCGAGCUGUGAAAAUUUCCUUACGCACUCAAUCUGUAACACAUUUCACUAGUGACUGUUGCUAUAAGUGUUGACUGUUCCCUGCUUGCUAGCUGCUACCUUCGCUCUCCGUGCUAUAUUGAUCUCGCCUCUUGGUGACGCAUGCAGCAACUUCUAUUUUUAUCCUCUUUUUCACUCAGAUGUGGAGCGGUACUCUGAUAAAUAUCAGACGUCUGGACCUGUGGACAACGCUAUCGACUGGCAUCCCGGUAAGCUGUCUUACAUCUAGGCCCGUUUUUUUUUUAUUUUUUAUUCUGUGCUAUACAGAUCUGAGCACUCUCUGCAUCUUUCAAAGACUCCGUUAUGUUCUAAGGCCCCCUCUAUUCACCAGAACACAAUAAAUGUCUUGGGUUAUGUAGAUCAAACCAGCGAUGUUAUCUCAUGAUAAUUAAUAGCAAGUCCUGCUGAGUUUUCCUGAAGGGAUGAUUGAAGAGUCAAGCGUAACUCAUCCUUAUGUUCUAGCACCAGAAUUUGAAAGGAAUUACUUUGACAUGCAAUAACCUUAUUGUUUGGAAAAUAAGUAAUUAUUUUGCCAUUUCUUUAUAUUGAAGAAAAAGGUUUCAAGAUACUUUUUUCCAGAUUGCAAAUUUUUAACAUUUUUUUUAGUAAAGUGUACAAAAUUUACAAUGACCAGGAAAUUUAAUUUAAAUUUUUUUUUUUUUUUUUUAAAGUGUAAAGAAAAAAGUCAAUAACUAUUUAAAAGCCAUAGUAUGGGGGGGCGGGGCUAAGCAGACAGGAAAAUGUUACACCAUACCUGACGCGUUUCACAUAAAACAAUUAUUGACAAGUUUGACAGCUGUGCUUUAAGAAGAUACCUGUCUUACCAUGGAAGCAAUCGAAACAUUUAGGCGACUUCUCAGAAAACAUGUAUUGUAUAAUGCCGCUUUCAUUAUCUCUUGUGAGGUCUAGAAAGGUCACUUGUGUCUAUAAAGUGUCCGAAAGCUUGGGAGGAAUCCCUUUUGUAAUGGAUAGAUAAAUAGUUAAAUGUAUUAACUGAAGGUAUAGGAAGGGGAGAGACCCACUACAGUGAGGAGCCCUGCUUUUCAUCCUAACUUAAGAUACUACACAUUAAUAUUUCUCUUCCAGACUGGAAACUCCUUCCUCGUGAAUUGAAGAUCAAAGUAAGGAAGAUCAAGAAAGAGAGUAAGUGUCUGGCCCUAUGACUAUUCUCCAUAUUGGGAAGGGUGAACCUGACAUGUCCCACAUUUCUUACUAUUUUCUGCCCUGCUUCUCCCUGACAUGGACCGGACCAAUCAGAAUGAGCCUUUCCAAUGGGUGCCGUCCAUGUUAACAGGAGUCUUAAAAUAUUCAAAAAUGAAGCCUUCUGAUUGGCUCAGGCAGCUGUCAUUUACUGACAGACAUUUUGCUACAACCCUUUAAUAAAGGGGUCCAGGAGUUGGGAGUACAGCUGAGUAAAUAGUCUAUCAUUGGGUGCAGGCUCGCUGUUUUUGUGGAAACACAGAGUUAAAUAGUAAAAAUUUGGGGAAAUUAUUGCAUUAUAUAAUGUUAGAUUUGGUGAUAUAGGUCACAUAACAAAUCCUGGACACAUUUCACUCCUAUAUAUUGAUGGACAUCACACAUUGCUGCCAUGCAGUAUGUAGCAUUUACAUGCUGUCGAAUAGAAGUCUAAUUAUCAAAAAUGACACUCACAUGUAUUUAAUUAAGCUUUUUUUUUCAUUGAAGUUAUAUCUAAAAAUAGUUUGCAAAAGCUGCAAAUUUCUUGUCUGCAGCCUUUGCAAACCCUCCCCUUCUAACCCUGCCCAGACUUUCUGUGACUGUCCAAUCACAAACUUCCCAAGGCAGUUCAGUGAGAAGUCUUGGCAAGGCAGAUGCUCCGGGCAAUUGUUUGUCUCUUGAGUUUAUCUCCACUGAGUUAAACAAUCAGUAAAUAACAGGCUUAUCGAGAGCUGUGUGGGUGUAACCAGGUUAAUUUAUCAAGGUAUCAAUUUCCAUUGAAAGCUGAACUUUUUGUAAAAUGAAAAAAGGAAGACACACUCAUCACAAAUAAAGCAUGCCAGCUAGCUAAAGUGUUAUAGGGGUCUGGAGUGUCCCUUUAAUCAUUGACAUAUCUGGUAGUUUAUUAAUUCUGCAUUUUGCUGGGCAGUGCUUGUCAUGUGCUCCUCGUUAUCAUGAAUGAGUGAUAUUUAUAAUCCAUUAAGCGCCCAGCGAGAAAGGGUUAAUCCCUUAAUUUACUGAACCUUAGGUGUAACCAAUGAUUGGGAAGAUCGUUUAGCUGCUGAUCUUGACUUUGACCCUGGGUUCUUGUGUCUUUGCUAUAAGCCAAUGGCUGUUUGUGCUUACUGGGAGUUGUAGUUUAACACUAGAUACAGGAUAACUGUAUUUCAGCCCUGUCCCAAGACCUUGUGGAUGUAUUGGACAUUAGCACCUUGAAUGCUUGGCUAGAUCGCCACCUACUGGCACCAUGAAGGCAAUACACACUGCCAAUACGGACUUAUUUAUAACCCCACUAAAAAAAUCCUUAUGAUUACGGCUUUAGAUUUCUAUAAGUGCUGGUAAUUCCCAUCAAGGAGCUGUCAGAUCGGCGUAAUACAUGCAUCUUUUUACUGACAGUCCUUAACAAAAGAAAUCUUCCGAGACAUGAAUCAGCAGGAUCCCUUUCUGUGCUCAGAAUUCUAUUUCAAUUAUGUAACAUUAGGAUUUAUGAUUCUGGGAGAUAGCAGGUUCUAAUGAGCGGACCUUGCUGACUCACAAAAUGUCCUGCUUCCCCCUCUUUCCCCUCAAUGUCACAAAGGGAGGUGAGGUUUGCUGUACAUAUUAAAUGCUGCUUUAGAUCACAGUGUAUUUUUCCCUACCAUCUUUUUAUUUUUGUAUUUUACAAUCCUUUUUCUACACUUUUUAUCCCAAUUUUUGUGCUCUGUUUGCUACAGUCUGUAGAGUGUACCUCCUUUGCUGGGGAGCAGUGCCACGCGGUUUCUACUUGCAGGAAUGUGAUGUAAUUGCUAGACGUAAUCCAUAUUGCUGUAUUAUAUCAGAACAUGCCUGGCUUGUCAUUGGUCCUUGGAGAAUUCCAGCCAUCAUGUUAACCUGUACCUAUGACUUCAGUAAGAGGAAUUUCUAUUUAAAAUGUGAAGCUCUAGUGUUGUAAAUCUUAAUCUUUCACUUUCCCCUUAAUGUCCCGUAGAGGCCUCCGUCAUUCUCCCCAAACACAAGCAGAGAGUCCCUUUGGAUAAAGAGGAGAUCAUUAAGAAGUUGGAGGUGAGUCUUUUGUCUGAUAGCCAUUCUUGCUGAUACCCAGUUUAACUGGCAUGCCACCGUAGCUCUCCAAGGUAUUCCCCAUUCUCUGAUUUCCUCUGUAUUGUGGGGGUCUCACUUACGAACCAGUCUGGACGCUAAAGGGCCAGUGUCACACUCAAGGGCCUGAACACCAAUUAGCAGACUCUGCCUUGUUCACUUAAAAAACAAAAUAAAAAAAAACAUUGCCCACUAGGCACUAAUGAUAAAGGAAGGUCCAAGGUUCAAGGAACCCAAGGCUACCCAACCGCAAUGCUGCUCCGUUGUGGUAUCUGCUGACAAUUGGCUCGGCAUUCCUGCAAUCUGUAAUUCUGGUGAUGCUGCUACCCACGUAGUCCAUGUAGCUUUUCGGGCUGCCCGCAUGCUUUCUAUAGGAUGUUUAUAUUCUCAUAGCCAUCCAUGCAUAGCGGUGCGUAUCUUCAUUCCUGGACAGAUAUUCAGCAUUCUAACUUACCACAAUGAACACGUCUUUCAGCAUCAUCAGGAUCCAUGUAUGUUUAACUGAGUGAAAUGACGAUACAACAACCGAAAGCUAGAAUAGUCUGUCUGGUUUAGUCCGUGUGGUGGAUACGAAAGGGGUGAUCCAUCCUAGAUUUUAUUGCAUCUCGAUGUAACAGUCUCCAGGCGUAGGUUGGCUUGGGCUGGGUUAACCCUUGCCAGUCCUUGGGGGAGACCCAAGGGAGGGAUAUUUCAGACUCUAGAGGUGGUCGGGCCUAGAAAGUGGCCGCCUUAGACCUCCAGGUGGGCCACAAAGCGUCGUCUCUCUCUAAGUGAAUAUAUCACCCGCAAAGCCAUUCACGAAAGGCAAUAAGUUCUCAUUGGAGGGUCUUGAAUAAAAAAAAAUAUAUAUAUAUAUAUAUAUAUAUAUAUAUAUCCCCUGAAUAAAGGUACUGAAGCUUGACAAAGACCUCCUAGCAGGUCAAAACGUUGCUGCUCCUAUUAAAGCUGCCUGCAGCUUGAGCACCUUGAGUGCCUGAAGAAUGUCUUAUUUCAGGGUUAAACAUUAUUUCUGCAACCUGCAACAUUCCUUAUGGCGGCCUAACCCUGCACCCAGUCACUCUCUGGGAAAUAAUGUCCUCUUUGCCUUUGUGCACUACAGGGGGGAUAUUAUAUGAGAUGAGCGCUUCACUCCCAUCAUUAUCAGCCAAGUGCAUCUACAUCGUAGCAAUGCACACUCACGCCUGGGUAAUACUGACGCAAGUUACCCUCCAGAGUUCUAAACACACGCAGGAGACCAGUAUCUGCUGUAUAGCUCAGAGCUCUAGUGCCGCACUAAUCACAGAUACAGAUAGAGGCUUUUAACGUACCCGGCUACUGCAGGCAGAGUUUAAAUAGAUAAAUAAAACAAACCUACCGGAGCUGCCUCUACGCUCCCCUCUCCUCUGAUAUUAGAUCUCAUAGAGGGGGGUGUAGAGCACCCAGUCUGUUGCCAUGGCAGCCAAGAGAUUUUAAUAUCAGAACAAUUUCCAUUUAUUAGAAGACGUCUGACAGACUUUGUGAAAAGAUAUUUAACCCCUUAAGGACACAUGACAUGUCUGACAUGUCAUGAUUCCCUUCUAUUCCAGAAGUUUGGUCCUUAAGGGGUUAAAGGUACAUUGUAGGCACCAUAACUACAUCUCAUUAUAGUGGUUAGAGUGUGUGGAGUCCCCUGGCACUCCCCUUCUAUUUUAGCGGUUUUGAUGGAAAAGGAGUCCCCAGCAGCCCAUCAUCCUCUCUGCUGCUUGAGCUAAAAAAGGAAGCAUUAGCGGAGGCAGCAGUGGGCAGCUGUGAUUGGCUGAGAAUGUCAGUGGACUUUUUUCAGCCUAUUACAGCUCCCAUUGUUGGUAAGGCUACAAAGAAGUGUGUAAUCUCUGCUUUAGCCACACCUCCAGUGGGGGCCGGACUGCAGGUGACCAGUAUCACUUAUUCAUGCUCACCUGUUCAAAAUUUGAUUUGUUAAAAUGCAGUGGGGAGGGAUAAAGGCCCACAAACCAUCAGAAAAUAAUUUAUUUAAUAAAUUACGCUUUUUAUUUUUUUUAUUUAUAUUUGUAUUAUUACAUAAACCUUUUUUAAAAUCGUAAUAUAAAGGAAAUAACAUUGAAGCGUUUUGUUUUUUUUUAAAAACGUGAAGCAUCUCAGGUUUCUUGAGACACAAUUGUGCUUUGAUCACAAUGUCUCCCCCAGUGACAAUAUUUUCCCAUAAUACACAGAUUCCCCUUCUCGCUCCUGUAUAUAAUCCAUAUGUAGAUGUGCACAUUGCAGUGUUUGUAUCCAUUUCACACGUGUAAGUAUCUGAAUGUCUGUGUGCGCGCCGUGUAACCCCAGCAGCACAUCAGAAGCGUAAUCCGACAAUAAACAUUCUGCAUUCUCUUUCGCUGUCACUUCCCCCACACCUCCUCCUGGCAGCUAUGAUUACUAUAUCAUUAGGCUUUACGUCUUGUCAUCACACAAUACCUUUACAUCUAAUCAUAUUCCCUACAAGCAGCUGCCAGACAAACCGAGACCAAGAAUAUAUAGCUGGUAAAGCGAGUCUUACCGUAAUAAUAUCUUUUACAUUACCUAUUUAGGAGUUGGGAGUUUUAUACAUUUUUAGUAUUUUUCCUGCUUCCCUUGUUUAUUGCAUACAAUAAAUUUGAACAGAAACAAUUUAUAAUCUUAACGUAAAAGUAAAAUACACUCUUUUAAAUGUGCCUUUAGUUUCACUGUUAGAUUUCCUACAAUAUUUUGUUGCCCUUACACAACUGUAUCCAUUGCUUAGAAAUUAAUUCUAACAAUGCAUCUUGGCUUCUUUCUUCUAUUGGCCAUUCUACUAAUUUCGUCUUUAGAUUUUCGAUUAGGAUUAUAAUAUACAACUGUACAACUGAUUUGCUGGUUUAACGUGUUCCCUACCCAGCCCUGUAUAUGUAAGAUUUGUUUGUGGUAUAUACAGAUGCCUACUUUUUGCAAAUAAUGUCUGCUGUACAAGUAAAACCUUUUUACAUUCUGCUGUAUUUCUUUCUAAAUUCAUACUCCCAAAUAUACCCACAGAUUAAUCACAAAUUCCUAAAUCUGCUUAUAAGCGUUCUUCUAAACUCACAGCAUCAGUUUAUUCUAAAGCCGUUUCCCAUUGUGUGCUAAUUAUUCAGAACCUGUGAAUAAUCUCAAAUCAUUUAAAUCUUCUAUGGGUAUUUCUGGUAAAAGAUGAACACAUGCCCUUCACAAAACACUAAGAUUCCUUCCCACAACCAUCUUCACUGUUGACAUUUACAAGGGAGUGGGACUUUCAUUGCCGCUGCUAUAUGUGAUGGACUAUUGUGGGAAUAUAACAUUUCCACCUUGUUGUCAGGUGUGUCCUGCAAUCUUUAUUUUACUCCCUGCAGAUCUCAGAAAUAAUUUUCUGCCUCCACUUCCACCAGUAUGGUGUUCUAGGUAGCCCCGUAAUGAGUGUUUUGAGGUGGUCAUGGUACCACUACUGUAGUGUCUGUGUGCAGUUGAUGAAUGUAUGUCUGUUUACGGUCCCAGUGAGGACCUGGAUUCCCCCUCCUGUGUUGUUUCUAUUCCUUGUAGGAUAUGUUCAUUAAAGCUAAUCUCUGUCUGUUGUGUAUUACACAGAAUCUUGAAAAGAAAGAAGAAGAAGUUAGCUCCUCAGAGGAAGAGGAGAAUAAAGAAGAGGAAGAAGAAAAAGAGGAAGAGGAGGAAGAAUAUGAUGAAGAGGAACACGAGGAGGUGAGAAAUCCAUUUUUGGGGAGUACAAAUGGCCACCCAUAGAUAGAUGUCCCAGAGGUUCCUGGAGCUUGUGAACAUAGAAGUCACUGGUAGGGCUAAAUUGCCACCACUAAUGUCGAAACACAAAUGGCAAAUUGGUGAAAAAAAUGUCAAAGGAAAGUGGUCCUCCGAUUUCCACAAGUCACCUGAAUUGUGUAUAUCGUAGUCAUUUAUAAACAUGUUAAAUAGAAGCGGUCCCAGAACAGAACCCUGAGGGACACCACUUACCACUUCUGUCCAGCUUUAAAAUUUACCAUUAAUGACAACUCGUUGUACUCUAUCCUUAAGCCAAUGUUCAACCCAAGAACAAGAAUUUUCAUCUAGACCAAUUUCUUUGAGUUGGAACACUAACCUACUGCGUGGAACUGUAUCAAAUGCCAAAACCCAAGUAGGUCACACCCACUGCAACACCCUGAUCUAUACGUCUACUUACUUAUACCAUCAGGCCCUGGGGUUCUGUUUAUAUUCACUUUCUUUAGUUGUUGCUGAACCUUGUCUUGAGUCAUCCAGUUACAAUGUUUCUGCAUUUUUUUGCAGCAACAAUAUGCAUAUCUCUUGUCAUAGGUUCCUCCUUCAUAUACACUGAAGAGAAAUAAUCAUCUAAAAUUUCUGUUUGUUCCCAGGAGACCGAUUACAUCAUGUCUUACUUCGACAAUGGCGAGGAGUUUGGCGGUGACAGUGAUGACAAUAUGGAUGAGGCCACAUACUGAUUGCCAGAAUUAUCUGAGCGUCUGAUUGCACGCCGUCUUCUUAGACUUGAAACCACAGCCAGUGGCGACUGUGAAUCGGUUUACACUGAAUUACGCUGGACUAUUUUAUUAGCUUUUACAAUAAGUAACUUUUAUCGUGGACUAUUUUAAAUAACAUAUUUGUCAUAUUACAUAACGGGGAGCGGAAUGACAUCUUCCUAUUUUAGUUUUGUUUAAUAUUUUAUGAACUAACAUCAGUGGGACUCUCUGGAAGUUAACAUUCAGAAGAAUGUUUUAAUUGGAAUAUAAUGUAAAUACCGUGUUUUAUACACAGAAUCUAAAACGUGCUUUAUAAUCUUUUUGUCCGGUUUAUUCACCUUGUUAGCUGGGACCAGCGGUUUACAUAAGUAGCCAGCAGAGGGCGACCGCAGUUUGUAGCUUUAUUUAUAGCAAAUCUAUUUAAAGUAACGUUACAAGGCCGAUAACUGCUAUAGCUUAUUGUACAGAAUACAGUACAUCAAACCAUUUCAGUUUUGAUUUUUAAAGAAUCCUGGUUUUCACCCAAAUCUUGCGCUUCUGCGAGGUCUAAGACUCUCGUUGCUUGGUGUAAGCACAUACUGUGCUAGGGGUUGUGCAAACAUUUUGUUAAUGGAGAUGCAAGAUUUCCUCAAUAGGACAAGGGGGAAGAGAAUCCUCAAUUUUUUGUUUUUCUUUCCCAAAAUCAUUAAAAACUGUUUGACAAAAGCCAGCGGGACCGCAUCCACAGCCUCCCAGCAUCAGAGCUGCUACAAUAAUCUGUAAGCAUGAUGUGUUUGGUGUGUCCUUUUAAUGCUAGGUUUUGAGAUUAUAACCAGUACUAGUACAGUAUCCCGAGGCUGAAUCCCUGUGCUAACUCCCUUUAAUCAAUGUAAAAUUGCGUGUACAUAAACUGUGGAUAGAAAAUGAUGAGAGCAGCUGUUUUAACACCUGCACUGCACAUGUUUUCAUACACUGAGCUGCGUGUCGGUGUAAUCUGACCGCUUACAGUUAUCUGGGGGAGAGGGUCUCUCUGGAUAGCUCCACAGACCAGUCCACGGCCGCAGACUGAAGCAGUGUAUUCACUAGGGCAGAAAUUGUGAAUAAUUUAUCGGGGAUUUCAGCUAUGUUUUCUAUUGCACUGUUAUAACUAAAAUCUGAAACUCACUUUGCAUUCCUGAGAAUUCGCAAUGUAUUGUUCUGUGUAAUAUGCGAUGCUCCCACUAGUGCUAUCAGGGUUUGCCAAUAUGUCUUACCAUUUACUGCCUCUAGGUGUCUCUGCGUUCCAGUAAGUAGUCUUCGUACCCACAUCCUAUUCCCUGUGUCAGGACAAAACUUGACUUCACUUCUCUAAAAUCACAAGUUGUUUAAGUUGCACUUAGUUAGUAAGUGGUUUUUAGUGAUUUAACGAGCAUUAUGCUCCUCACCAAAUCCAGUAUUGCUGCAAUAGGAUAGUGUUUUACGCCUCUUACACUCUGAGAGUGUAAUCAAAAGACAAGUGUUCUGCUGUGAUAAAAAAUAAUAUAUAAAAUGCAGCAUUCAUAAUCUGCUCCUUUUAAUUUUAGUGCUGCCUCCAUUUCAUAAUAUUUUACUUGUAUAAUACAGUUUUAUACCUACAUACUCUCAAACUGUCCAUACUGUAAAGUGAAUACGCACAUAUCGACUACAACUCCAGCAAUCCAGGAUAGUGAGACUUAGAGUUUGUAAUUAGUUUUAGAUCUGCACAUUGACAGCCCCUAAUCUGCAGUAAAAUCUCUACUGAAGUCAUUUUUUAAUAUGUUUAUAAAAAAAAACAAAAAAAAACCUCGGUCUGGAAUCUGUCUACUGUAACAACUACUCGGCAUUCUGUGAACGAAAAUAAAUUAGAUUCUUGUAUUUGCUGUUGUGCAGAAGAACGUUCUUUGCUUGAUUUUCAAUUAUAAUCUACAAAUUUCUGUAACUAAUUGAUGCGCACCUCGUUAAUACAGUUACGUUCACCUUGUUUUCACAUUAUUUU